Penicillium cinerascens is the source of this 1176-nucleotide messenger RNA. RefSeq names its product agmatinase. Gene Ontology annotation, molecular function: metal ion binding; agmatinase activity. Lineage: Eukaryota; Fungi; Ascomycota; Eurotiomycetes; Eurotiales; Aspergillaceae. Bases 1 to 1176 code for a protein of 391 amino acids. The record is from RefSeq and is a predicted model, not a curated record. The transcript is spliced from 8 exons.
AUGAUUGCUUGCACUAUAGUAUUCCUCGCAAUUUUGAGCCUGGUAGCGGCACAUAGGGAUCACAGCCAGACCCCUUUGGCCGGACCACACCAAGGGCUGUGGUAUAAUACGCUGCCAGGAGAUGGAGGCGCUCAAGCCGACUCAGUCUUCUCCGGUAUCUCAACUUUUGGUCGCCUUCCCUACUUCCCGUGCCUCUCGAGUGAAUCCGAGAAAUAUGACAUUGCAUUCCUAGGUGCUCCCUUCGACACCGGUACUUCUUACCGACCGGGUGCACGUUUCGGGCCCAGUGGUAUCAGACAAGGCUCUCGCCGUCUCAACCUUUACGGCGGAUACAAUGUUCCCCUCAAGUCAAACCCUUUCACCAGCGACUUGAGAAUUAUGGACUGCGGCGAUAUCCCCGUGACAUCCUACGACAACGCAUGGGCGAUUCAACAAAUUGAGGAAGGACACAACAGCAUUCUGAUGCGCAAACCUUUUACCAACGCCGACAAUGCUGGGCUCUCGCGGACCGGCAAGACACUGCCUCGUGUCAUUACCUUGGGAGGAGAUCAUACCAUCACGUUGCCUCUGCUGCGAAGCAUCAACAAGGCCUACGGCCCGGUGACAGUGAUUCAUUUCGAUAGCCACUUAGACUCGUGGAAGCCAAAGGUGUUCGGUGGCUCUCCUAGUCAGGUUGCUGCUAUCAAUCACGGUACUUACUUCUACCAUGCGGCUAUGGAAGGCUUGUUGAGGAACGACACCAACAUCCACGCUGGUAUUCGCACGACUUUGUCCGGUCUUUCGGACUAUGAGAAUGACGGAUAUUGUGGAUUUGAGAUUGUUGAGGCUCGUGAGAUUGACACAAUUGGCACGGACGGCAUCAUCAAAAAGAUUCGAGAGCGUGUCGGAACCGAGCACCCGAUCUACCUUUCCAUCGAUAUCGAUACUUUGGACCCAGCUUUCGCACCUGGCACUGGCACCCCCGAGACCGGCGGUUGGUCUACACGCGAGUUACGAACCAUCAUCCGCGGCCUAGACGGAUUGAACUUCAUUGGCGCGGAUAUUGUCGAGGUCGCACCAGCAUACGACACAAAUGCUGAGCUCUCGACUAUGGCCGCUGCCGAUGUUUUGUAUGAGGUCCUCACGAUGAUGGUGAAGAUGGGCCCACUCUCUAUUGGGGACAAGCAUGAGCUGUAA